Molecule: messenger RNA, 1590 nt
Organism: Gambusia affinis (western mosquitofish)
Lineage: Eukaryota; Metazoa; Chordata; Actinopteri; Cyprinodontiformes; Poeciliidae
Gene: pisd
Product: phosphatidylserine decarboxylase
Exons: 8
Coding region: 209-1309 (366 amino acids)
Biological process (GO): phosphatidylethanolamine biosynthetic process
Cellular component (GO): mitochondrion
Molecular function (GO): phosphatidylserine decarboxylase activity
Source: RefSeq, a predicted model, not a curated record
GUAUUGAUCAGCAGAGUGAUGACUCAUCCGUCUGAAGGACCAAUCGUGGGCAUCGAUCCGGAUUUUUCCAUCACACCACGGACUCUGACCCGUGUGCUAUUAAUAACAGCGGCGUGGCAGAGUGGGCGGAGCCUAGCCGCCUUAACCCCAACCGCCUCCUCCUCUUCUCCUUUUCCUCUGCUGCCUCUGCGGCUCAGCCUCACUCGCUAUGUGCCGCCGGCCUGCUCAGCUCCCGGCGCCGGCCCGACCUGCGCGCUCAUGGCUCCGGGUGCCUCGUUUGGCUCUGCGUCACCGUCUGAGCGCGCUCAGUAGUGGUGUCUGUCGCCCUGCCCCCUGGCACCGCCGGCCAAUUGCUUUCCUCGGCUUCUUCCUGUCUGUCAAUGCCCUGCGGCCGCUGGCCAAUCGGGUGGCGCUUUACCGGACCUUCCCGACCCGCUUCGUGUCCCGGGCCUGGGGCCGGCUGAACGGACUGGACCUACCCACCUGGCUCCGAAAACCCAUCUACUCCCUCUACAUCUGGACAUUCGGGGUCAACAUGCAGGAGGCAGCAGUGGAGGACCUGCAUCACUAUAAGAACCUGGGCGAGUUCUUCCGCCGCCGCCUCAAACCCGCAGUCCGACCCGUCUGUGCCGUUUCCUGCCUGACAUCGCCGGCUGACGGCAGGAUCCUCCAUUUUGGGCGGGUCCAGAACUCGCAAGUGGAGCAGGUGAAGGGCGUGACCUACAGCCUGGAGAACUUCCUGGGACCGCCCAGCAGGCAGAGCCCGGACCCGGCGUCCUUCCAGGACCGGCUGCUGUCGUCUCCGGAUCGCGCCCUGUUCCACGUGGUCGUCUACCUGGCACCGGGCGACUACCACUGCUUUCAUUCGCCGGCCGACUGGAGGGUGGAGCUGCGUCGCCACUUCCCAGGCUCGCUGAUGUCGGUGAAUCCGGGCGUGGCGCGUUGGGUCAAGGAACUGUUCUGCCUCAACGAGCGCGUGGUGCUGAGUGGCCAAUGGCGGCACGGCUUCUUCUCCCUCACGGCGGUGGGUGCCACCAACGUGGGCUCCAUCAGGGUCUACUUUGACCAGGAGCUGCGGACCAACUCUCCUCGCUACAGCAAAGGUUCGUUCCAGGACCGCAGUUACGUUGCCACGAGCAACCAGGUGAAGGCCACCGAAGGGGGCGUGGCCUUGCGUAAAGGCGAGCCUGUGGGUGAGUUCAACCUGGGCUCCACCAUCGUCCUGCUAUUCGAGGCGCCGACAGACUUCACCUUUGACCUGCAGCCAGGACAGCGAAUCAGGAUGGGGGAACCCCUCGGCAGCCUCUGAUUGGCCAAAGGCCAGAGGCUGCAGCGCAGUGUUAUUGGCUUCAGGCUCUGAGGGCAGAGCUUUGUGCAGGAUGGACAAGAAGACACGGACUCAAACUUCCAGAGUGCUUUGUGCCUAAGCUCUGUCUGCUCUACACUGCCGACGUCGCCCGUAACAGGGCUUUCUGAUUGGUAGAAAGCACUGUGACAUCAUCAGUGAGGUCCUGAUUGGCUGAGAGCCAUAAACUGUCAGUUUGUUUAUUUUGUAAAUUAUGUGUAAAGAAUAAAUUUCUACUUUGAGCA